UCUCGUCUCGGGCCUCGUGUUUGCGGCUUGUCAGCAGUCAGCAGUGCGCGUGCGGCUCCACGGGAACUACGUAGGUCCUCCUGGUUGCAGGUCGGACAGUAUAGAAUGCAGCACCGAUGGUCCCAUCUUAGCUACAUUGUACCGAGAGAGCAGAGAAGAUAGCGGACCCAUCCAUAUUACAGCUGCCGAAUCAGGAAGCUGCUGGACGGCCGGCGUGUGAAUCCUGGACCGGUCGGCCUCCGCCAGGGUGUGUGAUCGCGCUCGGCCCGUGCGGGUGACUGACGUCUGUGCCGUGUGUGUGACUCGAGCGGCGGCAGGAUGGACCCGCCUAGCCCAGCGGCACCCGGCAGCCGGGACGAGCGGAGGCUGCAGCAGGAGCGGCUGCGCAGGGAGGAGGCCUACUACCACUUCAUUAACAGCCUGAGCGACGAGGAGUACCGGCUCAUGCGGGACAGCAACUUGUUGGGCACGCCAGGUGAGGUGACAGCAGAGGAGCUUAGACAGCGUCUAGACGGAGCGAAAGAGCGUCUUUCUGUUCAGCCACGCUCACAGAGCAAUGAAACUGGGGAGGAGGAUGGAAGAAAUGGGACUGUGGGGCCAGUGGGUGAGGCCUCUAAUGGAGACUCACUGCUCGAGUGGCUGAACACGUUUCGGCGCACAGGCAAUGCCACCCGCAGUGGACAGAGUGGCAACCAGACCUGGCGUGCUGUCAGUCGCACAAACCCCAACAGUGGGGAGUUCCGCUUCAGUCUGGAGAUCAACAUAAACCAUGAACAGCCAGAGUCUAGCGAAUCUCUCGAUCCCCCACAGCUGCUGUCAAACUCUGCCCGCCCCAGUCACUACUCCUCUACCCGGCAUGCCUCCAAUCCCUUGGCACGCCCAGUUCAAGGGAGGAGGAUGCAGGCAAGACGUAACCGGAGCAGCCCUGUUUCUGCACUUGGCCAUCAGCAGACCGUGCCUGACCAUAGCGGACCGCUAGAGCAAGGAACACUGCGUGCUGUCCAUCUUUUGCCCUCUGUGAACCCGCAAAGACAGAGGAGCCCUGAGGAGUGGGUUCCCGCUCAGCCGAAUUCCCAGAAUACCGGUGAGGAGCUGGAAGCUGCAGUUGAACCGAACUGUCCUCGUGUAUCAUCCAUGCCCCAGGAGACUCUGCCCAUCUGUGAGCCACGUAGCAGCAGGACUCGAACCCGAGGGCGUGGUCGCAGAGUCAGGGUAGUUAGUCUGAGUGGAGGGCACCGCAGGGCCUCCCAGCGUAGCCGGUCACCGCUGGACCGUGGCCCUGCCCCCAGCACCAGCCACGCUGACCUGUCAGCACCUGAUGUCUCCAUGGCAGCAGAGCAGGCCACGGCUGAGAUGGUCCCACAAACCCCUGCUCUCCCGGUAGAGCCCGUCGCUGAGGAGUUGGAUUCCCAGGCCUCAGGCACCGGGGGAAGUGUGCGGCGCCACCCAACCAUUAUGCUGGACCUGCAAGUACGGCGGAUUCGACCGGGAGAGAACCGUGACCGGGACAGCAUCGCCAGCCGCACCCGCUCGCGAGUCCGCAUGGCCGAGAACACGGUUACUUUCGAGAGUGACAGCGGAGGCUUCCGACGCACGAUCUCCCGCUCUGAGCGGGCUGGGGUGCGCACCUACGUGAGCACCAUCCGCAUUCCACUGCGACGCAUCUCGGAGACUGGCCUGGGUGAGCCCAGCUCCACGGCACUGCGCUCCAUCCUUCGGCAGAUUAUGACUGGUUUCGGGGAGCUCAGCUCCCUAAUGGAGACAGAGGCUGAUGCUGAGGAGAGCGCCCCCUCCACGCAGGCCUUCCGUGUCCAUGGCAACGAAGGGACCGAAUCCCAGGAAUCGGCAACCAGGCAAGGUGUGGAUGGCGAGGGGUCUGGCAGGUUGGAGGAAGAUCACGCACGAACAGGUGGGACACAAGGCGAUGGACGGCCUACCAGCAGGGACACAAACAACUUGGUUGAGAAUGGCACGCUGCCCAUCCUGCGCUUGGCGCACUUCUUUCUCCUGAAUGAUGAUGAGGAUGAGGAGCACCCGCGGGGCUUGACCAAAGAGCAGAUUGACAAUCUGUCCACCCGCACGUAUGGCCAGACCAGCCUUGAGGGUGAGCUGGGGCGUGCCUGCAGCGUCUGCAUCAGUGAGUACGCCCAGGGCAACAAGCUGCGUCGCCUGCCCUGCGCACAUGAGUUCCACAUCCACUGCAUUGAUCGCUGGCUCUCGGAGAACAGCACCUGCCCCAUCUGCAGGCAACCGGUUCUCUCUGUUCACCAGGCCUGACCAUGCCCACUGGGCCCAGUCCCACACUUUAGACCAGAUCCCACUCACGUGGGCCCUUCUCACUGUAAAUAGAGCUUAAAUGUUUCUUUCAUUGAUAUUCAUCGCGUUGAGCUAACAGUAGAACCAAAUUUGAAAGCUGAGAACACAGAGAGGUAAACAAACUUUAUUUUUUUAGACUUUUCAGUUUCCUGUGUCAGCACUUCCUUCUAAGGUUUUGACGUCUGAAAUGGCUUCUCGUUCUUAUAGCAUUGCUUGAGACGUUCUGAUGAGCAAAGGGGACAAAUUCGUAAGCAUCGACCUUGAGAGCAGAGGCUUCUUCCUAUAUAUGAACAGUAAGGAAUUGUCAUCCCCUGCCUGAUUGUAUUAAGCGACCGAUAGACUCAGAAAUUUGUUCAUUUACAUGUAAAUAUGUAUCACUGCCUAGAUCUGGGGCAUUAAAGAAAACAUCAAUUGGGUAUAGCAGUCAGCACCUUCUGUUGACACUUUGCAUUUUAAAGCUCUAUUUUAAUGUGUGUGAUUUUUCUCUGGAUUGAAGCCAGAGGGCUCAGCAUCUGCCCCAAAUUUUAGCUGAAAUGGAAGGAAGAGCAGAUUGAAGGCUGGUGACUGCUCCGCACGCGUUUGGGACCAUGAUCGCCCUGCUCGUGUGCUUCCACAUGGUGCCAGCUGACUAUAACAAAAAGCUUCUUUACUUUUAUUGAGCUGCUGGACUAUCUUUGUUCAUGCUGACUGUUCUGCUGAGCCCUGGCCUCCACAUGAGAUAAACUGCAUAGGAACCCAGUUGCUUUGUCUUUGUUUCAGGCCUCAGGUAUCAUUGUAAUGCCAGUGUGUAUGAUUCUUUAACGAAAUGAAGUGUGCAUCUGUGUAAAUAAUCCACUGAAUGACGGGCAACUGACAUGUAGUCCAAGCAAGCCUGCAUUUGCAGCUGAACCUAAAUUCACGUUUCGCUCUGGCAUGGCACAGGUCCAUGGCCUCUAUGCAUUUCUGCAAGAGAUGGAGCAGGCUGUUAGUGGUAAACAAACUGCUUUCUGGGCAAAGACAACCUGCUAGAUACCUGCUGCAGCCUGCAAGACCUCUCUUCUCUGAAGCUCACCCCAAAACUGAACACAUUCGGUUCUGCAUAUUUUGUCUGGCGUAUGUGGGAUCCCGGGUGUCUCUACUGCACCUACUGGUUAUUAGUGUAUUUUAGUUGCUUCAAGAGUGUUCUAGGUAACAGUGCUAAAGAUGACUGAGUGCACUUUUCCUUUCCACUUGUAUUUGUGGUUGAAUGCACUACAUGCACAAUCACAUGGUUGGUUCCCUUCUCCCAGCUCAGCACUUGAAAGGUCACUGGCAGUGGCACAGUGUCACCAAAAGGGGCAGCAGCACAGCCCCAAAAAUAGUUCAGUGAGCCUUUUCUUGCAUUUAUUUUUGUCUUUGUUGCUCUCAACAGUGACCUUGAAGAUGGAGAAUAAAGUAUGUAAUGUUGGGCCUUGUGUAAAUUCACUUGUAUGUACUGACGUUAACUCUGAAGCCGGGUGCUGUGAACGGUGUCCUCAAGGCUCCGCUAGAAGAAGGUGGUAGACCAUGUCAGCGCUCACCUGUGGCUGAAGACAACGUCGGGUUGAACUGACAGCUGCUGGCAUUUUAUGGAUGUGGGUACACAUUCUCUUCCUGUUUAACUAUAUAAAUAUGGUGUUUUCUUUUCCCUUCAGUGGUGGAAGGAAAUACAAACUUUGUCUUGCCUGGAGUCCUUGUGUGUUGUUUACUUGACUCUCCAAACCAUCUCUAUGUGCACCCUUUAUCUCAGUCCCCCAGUGUGUGUGUGUGCGUGCG
Molecule: messenger RNA, 4089 nt
Organism: Scleropages formosus (Asian bonytongue)
Lineage: Eukaryota; Metazoa; Chordata; Actinopteri; Osteoglossiformes; Osteoglossidae
Gene: rnf6
Product: ring finger protein (C3H2C3 type) 6
Exons: 4
Coding region: 319-2277 (652 amino acids)
Biological process (GO): ubiquitin-dependent protein catabolic process; positive regulation of DNA-templated transcription; protein ubiquitination
Cellular component (GO): nucleus
Molecular function (GO): ubiquitin protein ligase activity
Source: RefSeq, a predicted model, not a curated record